AUGGGCAAGGCAGUCGAUAGCUUCACCGAGCUCCGGCAACAUGUCGGACCCGGUUUGGACGACCGUUUUUCUCUGGUUGUUCUGGUUGCUGACACAAUUACGACAGAAUGCAUUUGUUUCUGGCGAGGAUGCGCCACCGGCUUUCCAGCGAAUCUACCAAACGGCAAAGGCAGUGCGCCAGUUCAAGGCACAGGAGAUGGGCAAACAUGUGAACGAUAGCAUCGAUCCCUGUGUGGAUUUCUACGCCUAUGCCUGCGGCAAUUGGAAGUCAACAUCCACACCCCGAGAGCAACUGCAGCAGCAAACGGACCGCGAUCUUAUCCAGCUCUUGGAGGAGACUGUGAGGCGAGAGGACAGCGUCAUAGCGCGACAGGCCAAGGAGUUCUUCAAGUCCUGCGUCCAGGCUCAGCAGAAUCAGCAACAGCAGCAGUUCCUCAGCGACUUCAUCAGCCAAAAUGGAGGUUUUCCCGCAGUUCCGGGAUCACAGUGGGCGGUGCAUCACCACGACUACGACUGGCCAAGGGUGCUGGGCACGCUAAGGCUACGUUAUGGAUUGGACAUUCUCAUCGGACUCCGUGUGGGCUACAACUACGGCAAUGUGAACGAGAACAGCUUGUAUUUAAGCGAACCGAGCACAUUAAUUCCCCGGGAGCUGUGCACCCAAAAUCGCUCAGAUAUCAGGGACUCCGUUUACGAACCGCUGGAACUUCGAGUGGCUUCCGAACUAAAAGCCUGGUUGGCCCUGGGCAGUGAGGAAUCCGCUCGCCUGGCCGCCGACAUCCUCAGCUUCGAGCAUGAGCUGUGUGGUGGAAUGCGAGGUGGAUCCUUCGAUCCCUGGGAUGCCGAGGAGCAGCUCUACCUGGCAAACUACACCCGCAAAACACUGCAUGAGUUCUCGAAUUUGUUCGAACUAGACCUGGUUUCGUAUGUGAGGGCGAGUUUUGGCCAGGAAAUCGUUAAGCCCGUUUACAUGGCAGCACCGGAGUAUUUUCGGCAGCUAAAGCGAACCGUGACCGCUCAUAAUAUGAGUCUGGUGGCCAACUAUAUCAUGUACCGUGCGGUGUCUGCUCUGAAUUUUCCGCUGGAGGAUCGCCCGCAGUUGAGAAAGAAAGAGUGUCUGGAACGGAACAAAGAACUGAUGCCCUCGGCCUUGGGCGAACUAUAUGCGCGGCAGUUUGGAACUGAGGCUAACAGUUUAGAUCUGGAACAACUCUAUCAGACAUUGAAAGCAGCCCUGAGGCAAAGUUUGAGUGCAGAUUGGUUAGAGGAGGGCAGCCAGCGAGUGGGCAAGGAAAAGCUAAAAAAUUUUAAGAUUCAGAUGCCCAGUUACCAGACUCCGUUGAUCCUCAAAUUGCAGAUGGAGCGCGGCAACUAUUGGCACAAUCUCCGCCAGCUGUUGGGAGCGGUUCAGUCGCAGAGAAUGAGCCGCCUCUCCGAUGAAUUCAGACCCCCGCCCUCCGAUCCCGUGGAGGCUUUUGAGGACAGGGUGCGACUGAGACCAGUUCUGCAGCGUUUGGAUAUGGGAUUGGCCCUGCUGCAGCCUCCUGCCUACGAUCGUCACUAUGGCCACGCCUUCCGCUAUGCCACAUUGGGCGUUAGGCUGGCACAACAGUUGGUUAUGGCUUUCGACGAUCCCCACUGGUCGGUUGGCCUGCUCGAGCGGGACACUUGGGAUGGGCUGACAGCCUGGCAAUUUCACAUUCGAAGCGAAUGCUUUGCCCGGCAGGUAGAACAUUAUUUGAGAGCCAAUUCAAGUGCCACCAGGCAGCUGAUCACGGACAGUGGAGCUCUCAGUGUCGCCUUUCGGGCUUAUCUUUCCUGGUUGGGAUUCCAGGAGCCAAACAACGACUUCACUUCGCUGACCAAUGAGACGCUACCGGGUCUUAACUAUACGAACACGGCUCUAUUCUUUGUAUCCUACGCCCAACAGCACUGUAGUCUGGACGAGAUUCGUUCAAGGGAUAACCAAUGGAUUCCAGGGGGAUUCCUGUACAGUGCAAGACAGAAUCACACCUGGACCCGGCUGCAGGUGAACGGACCCUUGCGGAAUUCAGCUGAAUUUGCUAGGGAAUUUCAUUGUCCCAUUGGCUCACCCAUGAAUCCUGCCACCAAGUGCACCAUAUACUAAUACAAAUUUGAUUAUAAACUUCUUAAAGGCUGCAGCAUAUACAAAAUUAUUAAACAAAAUAUUUGAUAUAUACAAAUAUAAAAGAAAUUAAACUUAA
Drosophila elegans is the source of this 2225-nucleotide messenger RNA. RefSeq names its product neprilysin-4. Bases 41 to 2128 code for a protein of 695 amino acids. NCBI's taxonomy places the organism in Eukaryota, Metazoa, Arthropoda, Insecta, Diptera, Drosophilidae. Gene Ontology annotation, molecular function: metalloendopeptidase activity. Gene Ontology annotation, biological process: protein processing. The transcript has a single exon. The record is from RefSeq and is a predicted model, not a curated record. Gene Ontology annotation, cellular component: plasma membrane.